AUGUCGACAACAAAGGAAGAUUUUUUGAAGAAUCCUACAUGGGUCAAACGUGUUGAUGAGUUUUUCUAUGUGAGAGAUGUCAACAAAAAUGGCUACAUUGAGCUCAAUGACUUUCGCAUUGUUGCAGAUAAAUUGACAACCCUUACCAACAACAAAAGGCCUGAGGCUCUAAAACGGGUACUGGAGGCCGAGUUGGCAUUGGCUGCAGCUCUUGGCAUCAAAGAAGGCGACAAGCUCAGCAAGGAACAGUGGAUUGACGCCAUGGCUUCACUGGCUGAAAAGCUCAAUGCUAAAUCAAAGGCUGGAGAGAAGCCAUUGACUGAAGACCUCACAAAUGCAUUGUUUGAUGUUGUUGAUGUCAAUGAAGAUGGAACUGUGAGCCUAGAUGAGUACAAGCUGGUGUUUAAGGCUUACAAUAUUGAUGAUGCAGCAGCUGCACAAGGAUUUGCUGCACACGAUAAGAAUAAAAAUGGUAAGCUUGAACGCCACGAGAUUGUUAACCAGCACACAAGAUUCUGGUGGUAUGUUAAUGAUGACUUUGGUUCUAAUGGUACCUUUGGAGAAAGGUUUGAAGCUAAAGAUUAA
Messenger RNA from Amphimedon queenslandica, 585 nucleotides. Its product is annotated as aequorin-2-like. The transcript has a single exon. The coding region runs from base 1 to 585 and encodes 194 amino acids. The record is from RefSeq and is a predicted model, not a curated record. NCBI's taxonomy places the organism in Eukaryota, Metazoa, Porifera, Demospongiae, Haplosclerida, Niphatidae. Gene Ontology annotation, molecular function: calcium ion binding.